Molecule: messenger RNA, 971 nt
Organism: Solanum tuberosum (potato)
Lineage: Eukaryota; Viridiplantae; Streptophyta; Magnoliopsida; Solanales; Solanaceae
Product: protein NDR1-like
Exons: 1
Coding region: 283-900 (205 amino acids)
Biological process (GO): defense response to other organism
Cellular component (GO): plasma membrane; plasmodesma
Source: RefSeq, a predicted model, not a curated record
CCACCCCUUUAUUGGCUGACCCCUUGCCAUUGACCUCAAAGACUUGAAGGUUUCCAAUUGGGUGCUCACUUACCAGAAACUACAGAGGUGCUCACAUACUCAUUGACAAGCACUUGCCAAAAAGCAAAACACUGUAAUUUUCCCAGAUCUUUCUUUGAAGCUCCAAAAUCUUGCUCUUCUCAGCAAUAAAAUUAGUGGUCUAAAAUCAAAUACUAAUAUACUCGCGUCUCAUCUGUUCUUCCCAUUUUUCCGAUUGUUGAACAUCAAUUUUUAACCCUAAACAUGUCUGACCAUGGAUCUUCACAUACAUGCUGUUUUCGUUGCACCAAAUUCAUAUUAACUGCAGGCUUAACAGCUCUCUUUAUCUGGCUAAGUCUAAGAACCUCAAAACCAUCCUGCUCCUUACAUAAUUUUUAUUUACCUGCCCUUAACCUAUCUGAUAAUUCCAACACCACAAGAUCCAAUCAUACUCUAUAUUUUCAGCUCAAUUUGAACAACAAGAUGAAGGACAAAGGUGUUCGUUACGACAAAAUUAUAUUAAGCUUCUACUAUGGUACAAAUACAAGUAUCCCUUUAGGUAAUAGCACAAUAAAUGGAUUUUACCAAGGGCAUGAUAAGAAAGCAAAGAAAAAAGGGAAACUGGAAAUUCAGAAAAUGGCUUGGGAUGCUGCUUUAAAGAAUGUUACAAAUACAUCAAAAGUGGUUUUUAGGGUGGAUGUGGCUACUAGAGUAAGUUACAAGAUUAUUUUUUGGUUUGGCAAGAAACAUAAUUUUACUGUGGAAAAUAAAACAUUGGAAGUGGAUAGUACAGGUAAAUCAAGUGCACAACAACUUCAUUGCUAUCUUAUGGGUUUAGGUUUUCCCCUAAUUGUUUUGGUUAGCUUGAUUCUUUUGUUGUAAAUGACUGGUAUGAUUCAAUUCAAUAUUUUGUUCGUUUUGGUUUGAUUGUAUCCUAGUUCUGUAGUUUGGAU